AUCUACCGGAGGUGCUGGCUGGUGUUCCGGAAAUCCUCCAGCAAGGGGCCCCAGCGGCUGGAGAAGUAUCCAGAUGAGAAGUCAGUGUGCCUCCGAGGCUGCCCCAAGGUGACAGAGAUCAGCAAUGUCAAGUGUGUCACACGGCUCCCCAAGGAGACCAAGAGACAGGCAGUGGCCAUCAUAUUCACCGACGACUCCGCACGUACCUUCACCUGCGACUCAGAGCUGGAGGCAGAGGAGUGGUACAAGACCCUCUCUGUGGAGUGCCUGGGGUCGAGGCUCAACGACAUCAGUCUGGGAGAGCCGGACCUCCUGGCCCCAGGAGUGCAGUGCGAGCAGACAGAUCGCUUCAACGUCUUCCUGCUGCCCUGCCCCAACCUGGAUGUGUAUGGCGAGUGCAAGCUGCAGAUCACCCACGAGAACAUCUACCUCUGGGACAUACACAACCCCCGCGUGAAGCUCGUCUCGUGGCCCCUCUGCUCACUGCGCCGCUAUGGCCGGGAUGCCACACGCUUUACCUUCGAGGCUGGCCGGAUGUGUGACGCUGGGGAAGGGCUCUACACCUUCCAGACGCGGGAGGGGGAACAGAUUUACCAGCGGGUCCACAGUGCCACCCUGGCCAUCGCCGAGCAGCACAAGAGGGUCCUGCUGGAGAUGGAGAAGAACGUGAGGCUGCUGAACAAGGGCACGGAACAUUACUCGUACCCCUGCACGCCCACUACCAUGCUGCCCCGUAGCGCCUACUGGCACCACAUCACAGGUUCCCAGAACAUCGCUGAGGCCUCCAGCUAUGCCGGUGAGGGGUAUGGGACCGCCCAGGCCAGCUCAGAAACGGACCUCCUCAACAGAUUCAUCCUGCUAAAGCCAAAGCCCAGCCAGGGGGACAGCAGUGAGGCCAAGGCCCCUUCCCAGUGACGGCAGAGCUGGCACACACAGAGGACCACUGGGGCUGCCUGCAGCGUAUCGUGGAUGGCGUGGAGGGGCUGUGGGCCAAGAGCCUGGGGAAAGGGAGCAAGCGGUCCCUUCUUUGCCCCAGACGGUGAGACUGGACCGAGGCAAAGGGCUGGCCAUGCCACCCGAGCACGUGUGAGGGGCUGGAGCUACCAUGGGACUAUAUACUGUUAAUGAUUUUAAUAUAUAUGGCUUAUGACGUACUCUAUAUUAAUAAGAUUCCCCCUCUGACCCUCCCUGCCACCACAUACCCAUUUUUUAACCCCCUGACCAGGCCACAGUCAAGGCCGUUCUGAACGUGAGGGCAGCGGUUUCCCUGUCCCCACGGUACCAGCCCCCCUGCUGCCAGGACCUGAGCUGCCAGGGCCAGAGGAGGGAGACCUCCGCACUCCCGGCUGCUGCGCUAGCUGCCGGCUUUCCCCCAGCAGCCCGGGGGCGGGGACAGCACGUGGCUUCUCAGUCCCUCUGGGCCUAGAGUGGCACAGGAAGGAUCCGAACGUACACUGUGCCACUUGGUAGCCCUGCACUUGGAGUUUUCAGCAGAGGUGACAUCUGGUUGACACCUCAGGUGAAAAAUCUGGCUUGAAAAUGGUUUCUGCCCAGAUUCCUUCCUGCUUAGCAGGCUGAGGAGACGCCCUGGGGGUGGCGGGGGGCGCUGGUUACCUCGGCCCGGGGGGCGCUUUCCUGUCCCCGGGCCAGGCCGGCCACGCAGGAGGGCGGCGGGGGGCGGGGGGAGCGCCCUGCUGCCCGCUCUCAGUGACCGGCGUGGGCAGUGCUCCCACAGAGGGAGCCCCUCUGCCCUGUCUGGCCCCCCUCCAAAGCCGAGCCCUCCCCAUUUCCUCCUCCACGUGGUGCUGCGGCUCCCUGCUGAAAUGCAAUUAAAGCAACCGAUUUUCUAGUGCUGGUAUUUACUGACGACCGUGCAGAAGGGCUAUCUUUUUACUCACAUCAAACCUUUGGUUGCGUGUUGGGUUGUUUUUAACAUUUUCGGGUUCUGAUUGAUUAGAGGGAACAGACCUUCUUGUAAAUAACCAUUAUUCAAGUCGCGGCAGGAGGAUGAUAAAGCAAGAGGCCCCCUCCGACAGAGCACCGGAGCCCGGGAGGUGGCCACAGCCCGCUCAGCUCUCACCCUGGCCCAGGGAAUGACCACCUAGAGGAAUAAGCUAGCCUGAAGAAGGGAGCCCAAAGGCCACGGAGGGGAGGCAGAGCUGGCUGGCUUGGUUAGUGGCACGAUGACGCAUGAAGGCGAUUACGUACGUUUUGCUCUUUAUUGCCAAAAAUAAAAACUUUAAAAGACAA
Messenger RNA from Physeter macrocephalus (sperm whale), 2250 nucleotides. RefSeq names its product docking protein 4 (gene DOK4). Gene Ontology annotation, biological process: cell surface receptor protein tyrosine kinase signaling pathway; positive regulation of MAPK cascade; Ras protein signal transduction. The record is from RefSeq and is a predicted model, not a curated record. Gene Ontology annotation, cellular component: cytoplasm. NCBI's taxonomy places the organism in Eukaryota, Metazoa, Chordata, Mammalia, Artiodactyla, Physeteridae. The annotation marks the transcript as partial. The transcript is spliced from 7 exons.